UUUCGCGUUUUUCAAGUAAUUUAUUGCAUUUGCUUUUAUUAAACAAUUUGUAAUUUUAUCUAUUCUUUAAAUAUAUGGCACAUCACUUAUGACUCAUUUCAGAACUGGGAACUAACCAAAAAGGAUGUCAUUCGUGUAACAAAUCAUACAAAUGACAAAUCAACCCGACCUAACAAUGGCGGCGGAUGGAGAAGAUGUAAUAACGGAUCAAGAAAAAGUGCGAAUAGUUUCCGAUUUUAUUCUCCAUUCACCUCCUGGUGAAUUUAACGAAGUAUUCAAUGAUGUGAGAAAGUUAUUAAGUAACGACGAUCUUCUCAAAGAAGGCGCGAGUGGAGCGUUCGCUCAAUACAAUAAAGAUCAACUAACUCCUGUUCGACUUGAAAAUGAUUCUUUAGUUUUGAUAACAGAAUAUAACGAUUUGGGCAACAGCCGAUUUUACGAUCCUCGAACCAAACAGUCGUUCAAAUACGACCAUUUACGAAAAGAUGCAUCAGAUUAUCAACCAUAUUCGCUAGAUACAGUAGCAGAAAUUUGGAGGUCAGCUUUAGAUACAGAAUUCGUACAGUACACAAAAAAUCACUUUAAAGAUGGUGUAAGUAGUGUGUUUGGUAGAAGCCUGCCAGGAGGAAUCAUACAGUUAACAGCCUGCAUUGAAGAUCAUCAAUUCCAACCUAAGAAUUAUUGGAAUGGUAGAUGGAGAUCCGUUUGGUUUUUAACAUUGAAUGGAAGUUCAACAGCCGAGUUAAAAGGCAUUUUGAAGGUUCAAGUACAUUAUUAUGAAGAAGGUAAUGUUCAGUUAGUUAGCUCCAAAGAAAUUAAAGAGACUGUGGUGGUAUCAAAUGAGAUACAAACUGCUAAAGAAGUAGUGCAACUGAUUGAAGAUGCAGAGAAUCUGUACCAAACAGCAAUUUCAGAAAACUAUCAGACCAUGUCAGAUACAACAUUCAAGGCACUGCGUAGACAACUGCCAGUCAUAAGAACUAAAAUGGAUUGGAACAAAAUGGUAACCUACAGCAUUGGAAAGGAGCUUAAAACACAAUGAUGUGAGGAUUAUUACAUAGAAGAGGCUCAUUUUCAAAGUAAUGUAACAAGACAUUUAAUAAUUGCCUUUCCACUAUGCUUAAAAAAAUACUUUCAGUGUAAAUAUCUACAGCAUAAUUUUUUAUUAGUAUAUUGAAUAGUUGUGGAAAGGGUAGCCAAUUCGUCUUUACAUAUAUAAAAUAAAUUAUGAUGCUAAAUAAUAAAUUAUCAUUGAUGGUAAUUAUAGCUUGCUUGCUAUAAAGUUAAUGUUUUAAUGAAUUGUAAUUUUAUAGUCUUCUAUUAAUUUUAUCCUCAUAUUUUUAUAGUAUUAUUCAAUGAAGAAGUUGAUUAUAUGUAAAUAUAGAAAAAAUACAGUUGAAAUUGUACCAAUUCAAUAAUUAA
Messenger RNA from Agrilus planipennis (emerald ash borer), 1422 nucleotides. It is a transcript of the gene cpa, whose product is annotated as F-actin-capping protein subunit alpha. Gene Ontology annotation, cellular component: F-actin capping protein complex; actin cortical patch. Lineage: Eukaryota; Metazoa; Arthropoda; Insecta; Coleoptera; Buprestidae. The transcript has a single exon. The record is from RefSeq and is a predicted model, not a curated record. Bases 152 to 1042 code for a protein of 296 amino acids. Gene Ontology annotation, molecular function: actin filament binding. Gene Ontology annotation, biological process: actin cytoskeleton organization; barbed-end actin filament capping.